Nymphaea colorata (pocket water lily) is the source of this 1424-nucleotide messenger RNA. RefSeq lists its product as uncharacterized. The record is from RefSeq and is a predicted model, not a curated record. The coding region runs from base 448 to 1188 and encodes 246 amino acids. NCBI's taxonomy places the organism in Eukaryota, Viridiplantae, Streptophyta, Magnoliopsida, Nymphaeales, Nymphaeaceae. The transcript is spliced from 5 exons.
CCACUUUAGUCCACACCCUCUUUACGGGAAGCCCGAUACGCACCGGAAUGGCAGCUCGCAAUGGAAGCGCCGCCGGUCGAGAAUCUCUAGCCAACUCGGCACCACGGGGCCGCCUCACUUGACCGUCAUUGGCGGCGGAGAUCCACCUGACGACGAGUCGGCGGCCUACUGGCCCACUGGUGGCGGGCCUUCGCCGAAGCCAACUAAUACCCACAUUUCCAGUGCAUCAUCCAUGAACCAAAAGAUGGUGGUUGGUUGGCCGGUGGGCGGUGGUAGGAAGAAGGUGGGGCCCACCUAAUACUCUUUUUCAGGGGAUCAUGGUGCCGCUGCGCUUCCCCUCCGGUGAGCACUUUUGGUUUGGAGGUCUGGUGACCCACCCGGCAUCUCUUCUCUUAACCAGUGGCUUAUUAAUAAGAGAGAGACCUAAAAAGUGAGAGGGAGAGAGAAAUGGCGGAGCUGAGGGAGAGGAAGGAGGAGGAGGAAGGGGAAGAGGAAGAGGAAGAGGAGAGGUUACUCGAAGAGAUGGCGGUGAUAGACUUUGACAUGCUCUGUGCCACAGUGGCGCUACAGACGCGGGGUUUCUUGGCGGCACCGGGGGAAGGGGGAAAAGCAUGGGAAGCAGAAGGGGGAGGAGGAGGAGGUGUGCAAAGGAUGUGGGAGGGCGAUGUCCUCGACUGCUUCCAGGAUCAGCGCAUCGCCAUUGACUCCUUCUGUUGUCCUUGUUGUACAUUUGGGAAGAACAUGAAGAAGACGGGGUUUGGCUCAUGUCUCCUUCAGGGAACCAUGCAUCUUUUCCUUUCUGUUGCAGCUUUCCUUGCUUAUGUUGCAUUCGGCGUCACCAGGCAAUACUAUUUUCUGUAUAUAGCUAUUGCUUUGACCAUUUCAGUCUCACUAUAUCUCGGUUAUUUUCGACGAAAAAUGCGACAACACUUCAAUAUCAGGGGUAGUGACAGUCCAGUGGACGAUUGCCUGAAUCAUCUUCUUUGUCCUUGUUGUACACUGUGCCAGGAAACCAGAACUUUGAAUCUGAACAAUGUUAGAGAUGGAACUUGGCAUGGCAGAGGAGACACAAUAUGCAUAGGAAGUAGUGGAGCAGGCACUGGUACUUCUUUUGAACUCCGCCAAACUCCAGCGGUGCUGACUACCAAGUCACCUGAAGUUUGCCGUAUAGAGAGACCUGAGCCCUGAGGCAGUCUUUCCUUAGCCGAUGGAAGCCACUGAGAGCUUCUUGUAACACCAACCUUGCAAGGAAAUUGGUUGGUUUUGUGAAUAGUAGGAAAUUCAAAGUCAUCCACAUUCCACUGGGCAUAGCUUUUUAUCAUUAUUUAUCUUAAUGGCCUGUACUCUAAUCGAGUAGUUGACACAUUCUUAGUCGGUAAAUCAUCUUGUACUAAAUUAUAUUCUAAAAGAGAGUACCACGGAUU